This is a messenger RNA of Striga asiatica, 1957 nucleotides long. The record is from the annotation of a GenBank genome assembly. NCBI's taxonomy places the organism in Eukaryota, Viridiplantae, Streptophyta, Magnoliopsida, Lamiales, Orobanchaceae.
CCUCUUUGUGUGUGGAUUCACAGCAAUGAAUGUGAGUCACUCGUUCUAAUCCUCGUCUGCACAGAGAGAAAAAAAUGCCAAUCGUAUAAAUUUGUUUGGUCUGAAAAUUCAAAACCCAGAAAAAUAAGGAAAGUGAAAAGAAGCACCACAUUGGCCACUGUUUUGAAUUUCUGGAAGUGUAUAGAGCUGCUGCUGCUUAUUUGUGUUGGCCAUUGGUGAUUUUGCUUUUUUCUCUGGUGACGUUGAUUCCUUAAAAAAAGGGAACUUCCUUCGACCUUAAUCAAGAUUCAAAGCAAAUCCCAUCAACUACUCUGGUCUAUGUGCAAGAACAGAGAGCAGCUUUCCAAUUCAAAAAAAUAAAAAAAAAAGGGUUGCUUUUCAAUUAUUAUCCCCUUCCAUAAAAAGAGGCUCAAACAGAUAGGAACACAAUCUUUAGAAAAAAGUUAUCUAUCACCAUGUCUGUUGCUUUCUUAUGGGUUGCUUGUCCUACAUCGGACUUCUCGAACGGCACAGCAAAUCUUGAGCCCGUCUGGGAAGGAAAACGGGCUUUUCUCGGGAGCAAAACCUUGGCCUGCCAUGGCAGGCCAAGCAAGGCCCUGCAAAGAAAAAAUAGAAAUUAUUUUAGUACCACAAAUGUUGAUUUGAGGUGCUCUAGCUUGGGAAGCUCGAGUUUCGAUAAAGAAAGCAGAAUAUCUCCACUUUCUGUUGUGGCGAGCUCGGCUGCUGAGAUUACCUUAACAUCCGAGCAAAAGGUUUAUGAUGUUGUCUUAAGGCAGGCAGCUUUGGUUAAGCGGCAGUUGAAGUCAAAGGAGGAUUUGGAGGUGAAGCCAGAUAUUGUUCUUCCAGGAACUAUUGGCUUGUUGAGUGAAGCUUAUGAUCGUUGUGGGGAAGUAUGUGCAGAGUAUGCUAAGACGUUUUAUCUCGGGACUAUGCUGAUGACCCCCGAGAGAAGAAAAGCCAUAUGGGCAAUAUAUGUGUGGUGUAGAAGAACAGACGAGCUUGUUGAUGGACCAAAUGCAUCCCAUAUAACCCCAACAGCCCUCGACAGAUGGGAGGCUCGACUCGAAGAUAUUUUCAAAGGGCGUCCUUUUGAUAUGCUCGAUGCUGCUUUAUCCGACACUGUUACCAAGUUCCCUGUUGACAUUCAGCCAUUUAAGGAUAUGAUUGAGGGCAUGAGGAUGGACCUUCGGAAAUCGAGAUACAGUAACUUUGACGAGCUGUAUCUUUACUGUUAUUAUGUGGCCGGGACUGUGGGGCUAAUGAGUGUGCCGAUUAUGGGCAUAGCACCCGAGUCUCAAGCUACAACAGAGAGUGUGUAUAGUGCUGCUUUGGCUUUGGGUCUCGCGAACCAGUUGACCAAUAUUCUAAGGGAUGUUGGGGAAGAUGCAAGGAGAGGGAGAAUUUAUCUUCCUCAAGAUGAAUUGGCACAGGCAGGGAUAACUGAGGAAGACAUAUUUGCUGGGAAAGUGACCGAUAAAUGGAAGCAUUUCAUGAAAAAGCAAAUUCAAAGGGCAAGGAAAUUCUUUGAUGAUGCUGAGAGUGGGGUCACUGAACUGAAUUCAGCUAGCAGAUGGCCUGUAAGUAAUUUUUUUUUUUCUUUACCUUUCAUUCUUUGUUACAACACUUUACCCCUUAAACUAUGAGAAAGCCACAUUACCCCUUGCAUUUAUGCAUUAUGAGAGCUCUGUACUCUAAGAAGAAUGAAAACCCAUAUGGAAUAUAAUAUUUAUAAGAAUAAGGCAAUUUAUAGCACAACUUUUCAACACUAAGUUCCUAUCCUUUUUUAAAUAACUAUUAUUUGUAUGUUUUUGUUAUACAACUGAAUAUGGAAGAAUCUUGAACUGCACACUAUAUAUGAAUGACAUUAGAGUAUACUUGACCGCGCGUCGCAACGCGCAAAAUUAAUAUUUAUAUUUUUUCUCAACUAAUCCCAACUAACUAGUAGUAGUGGCGAGCA